This is a messenger RNA of Rhagoletis pomonella (apple maggot), 734 nucleotides long. RefSeq names its product splicing factor 3B subunit 6. NCBI's taxonomy places the organism in Eukaryota, Metazoa, Arthropoda, Insecta, Diptera, Tephritidae. The transcript has 3 exons. Gene Ontology annotation, cellular component: ribonucleoprotein complex; cytoplasm; nucleus. The record is from RefSeq and is a predicted model, not a curated record. The coding region runs from base 196 to 561 and encodes 121 amino acids. Gene Ontology annotation, molecular function: mRNA binding.
AUCGGAACAACACUGCUCAUCUCUAGUGUAGGAGAAAAAGGGUACUUUUGUAUUGUAGACCAAAAAGACCUUUGUUUUUUCUGAAAAGGCGAAUGUAGAAGGUGUAGAUUAGACACAAAGGAUAAUCCAAAGUGCGCUCACGUUCAGCCAAACAAUAUCUAUAAAAAUCCACAAAAGGAGUAGAAAUAACUUGCAAUGAAUAAACGUAACAAUAUUCGCUUACCACCUGAGGUAAAUCGGCUGCUGUACGUCAGAAAUUUGCCAUAUAAAAUUACCUCGGACGAAAUGUAUGAUAUAUUUGGGAAGUUUGGGGCAAUAAGACAAAUUCGUGUUGGGAAUACACCGGAGACACGUGGAACUGCCUUUGUUGUCUACGAGGACAUAUUCGACGCCAAGAAUGCUUGUGAUCAUUUGUCUGGCUUUAACGUUUGUAAUCGUUAUCUGGUUGUGUUAUACUACCAGUCAAAUAAAGCAUUUAAACGCCUGGACGUCGAUAAGAAGCAAGAAGAACUUAAUAAUAUAAAGUCGAAAUAUAAUUUGAAAACUCCAGAGGCACCCUAGGCGGUAAAGAAAGGAAACGACAUCUCAGAAUAAAAAUGAUUGCCACAAAGAACAUUAAUCUUUAUUGUAUGCAUGGUAUUGUAUUUCUGCACUUUCGACUUCUAUCAAAUAUGAAACAUAUGUGCUUUUAUUAAAUUCUCCUGAUAUUUGUAUUUUGGACUGCCUAUCGUAAA